Messenger RNA from Megalops cyprinoides (Indo-Pacific tarpon), 2750 nucleotides. RefSeq names its product RNA binding fox-1 homolog 1 (gene rbfox1). The record is from RefSeq and is a predicted model, not a curated record. Gene Ontology annotation, biological process: regulation of alternative mRNA splicing, via spliceosome; nervous system development. Bases 507 to 1691 code for a protein of 394 amino acids. Gene Ontology annotation, cellular component: cytoplasm; nucleus. The transcript has 12 exons. Lineage: Eukaryota; Metazoa; Chordata; Actinopteri; Elopiformes; Megalopidae. Gene Ontology annotation, molecular function: mRNA binding.
AAGCGCUGUAGCAUUAGCGGCAAUCGAGUGAAGAUCCCCGAGAAGGAGUCAGCGUCUCCCUACUGGUCAGCCGGUUCCGUUCACCUGAACCUCAGCUGUCAUCCAGCUGCGGGCUCCUCCCCUCUUCCCCCUCGGUUCCUGUGGCAGCCGCCUCAACCGCCCGAGCCUGAAAACUGAUAUUCUCCACCGUUCACUCAGACACACGUAAUUACAUGGACUCCCACGCGCUCUUUCUUCGCUUUUAGCACACACGCAUGAGGACAAACACACACACACACACACACACACACAGGCGCGCGCGCUCACGCAACACACACAGGCACGCAGUCCCUCUCGCACGCCGCCGCUUUCCGAGACAUUAUCCGCAGCUGUCCGGUCCGACAAACAACUCCAACAACCCGUGAAAGUUGACUGACAAGUGGAGACAGGACAGGACAGAACAGGACAAGGCGUGCGUGCAUGCAAGCGUCCCCUCGCCCGCUCUGCGAAGACCUCACCAUAGCACGAUGCAGCAUCCCCUCGCGGGUGCAACGUGUGUCGCUCUGCCGAAUGUGGACAUGUGUCCCCAGCUUUCCUGUGCCUUGACUUUCAUGUACUUACAGCAGGGUAACCAGGACGCCGCGGCACCCCCCGAAACGAUGGCCCAGCCUUACGCCUCCACGCAGUUCGCCCCUCCCCAGAACGGCAUCCCGGCCGAGUACACGGCACCCCACCCCCACCCUGCCGCCGACUACACGGGCCAGACGGCGGUCCCCGAGCACACGUUAAACAUGUACCCUCCCGCACAGACGCACAGCGAGCAGGGCGGCUCCGACACCAGCGUACAGACAGUCUCCGGCACGGCCACACAGACAGACGAUGCAGCACAGACCGAAGGGCAGCAACAGACGCAGUCUCCUGAAAACACAGACAACAAAACGCAGCCCAAGCGGCUCCACGUCUCCAACAUCCCCUUCAGGUUCCGUGAUCCAGACCUCAGGCAAAUGUUCGGCCAAUUUGGUAAAAUUCUAGACGUUGAAAUCAUUUUUAAUGAACGAGGAUCUAAGGGAUUCGGUUUCGUAACUUUCGAAAAUAGUGCUGAUGCGGACAGGGCGCGAGAGAAAUUACACGGCACGGUGGUAGAAGGCCGUAAAAUAGAGGUUAACAAUGCAACAGCACGGGUAAUGACAAAUAAAAAGACAGUCAACCCUUAUGCAAAUGGCUGGAAGUUGAAUCCAGUAGUGGGUGCAGUGUACAGCCCUGAAUUCUAUGCAGUGCCCGGGUUCCCGUAUCCAGCUGCGACCGCAGCGGCGGCAUACAGGGGAGCGCAUUUGAGAGGCCGGGGGCGCACCGUCUACAACACGUUCCGGGCAGCGGCCCCGCCCCCUCCCAUCCCUGCCUACGGCGGUGUUGUUUACCAGGAUGGAUUUUAUGGUGCAGAUAUUUAUGGUGGUUACGCUGCCUACAGAUAUGCCCAGCCUGCUGCCACCACUGCUGCUGCCUACAGCGACAGUUACGGACGAGUUUAUGCUGCCGACCCCUACCACCACACACUUGCUCCGGCAGCCGCAUACAGCGUUGGUGCCAUGAACGCUUUUACACCGCUGACCGAUGCCAAGACCAGGAGCCACGCGGAUGAUGUCGGUCUCGUUCUUUCUUCGUUGCAGGCUAGUAUUUAUCGUGGUGGAUACAGUCGUUUUGCGCCAUACUAAACGACCAAAAAAAAAAAGAAAAAAAGAAAAAAAAACAUUUAAAAAAGAUAUCUAAAAACCUUCCAGUGGGGACAAAGAGAGAAACUUUUUUCGAGGCCUGGGUAUUGCAAUACAUGCAGUAGUGCAUCAUUUUAGCACCUCUUAAGAGAGAGGGGGGAAAAUGGAUAUUUUUCAUCUUAUACCUCAGAUAUUUUGUUUGGUGUAUUUUACUAUUGUGGGUCUUUAAUUUCCUAAGGUUACAGUACAUAGAUUGUUGGCUGUAGAGGUUUCUGUGGUGAUCUAGGAAGCUGCUAGAUAUAAAAUCUAAAAAAAAAAAGUAUAUGAAACUCAAAUUGUUAAGGCCACAAUCAAGUGUGCUUUCUCAUUGUAAAUUAACUAUGUAUGAUAAAUAUUAAGUCGUUUGGGGUUAUCACGUUUUGUAAGAGUGUAAGUGACUGCAAAAGUCAUGUUGUUUUCUGCUUUUUUUACAUUGCCUUUUUUUAAUUUGAUAAUAUUUUUGGUUUGUUUAUGAAAGGAGAAAAGGGAAAAGCUUCAGGGCCGGGGUGGGUACACAAGCCUCAGAUCUGGUCCAGGUAGUUGUUGGGAAGAAAGAGGUACAGUAGUGAUGGAAGAAGGAGACAUCAUGAACUGCAAAGUGGGUGGAGCUAUAAUAUUCCAUCAAUGACUCAUUGGUUUGAAGCGAUUGUUGUGCUAUGGAUAACUUCCUCUGAUUUGUUGACUUGUUGAAGUCUGUGAUUAACAGUGGAUGAUAGCUCCACCUUAUUUUGGGGAUCAUUUUGUCUCACCUUCCCAGCUCUAGCAUAUAGUGUGGAGAAUGGAUGUAGGUCCUCAGUAUUACUGAUGUAGUUAUAAAGAGGGGGUACCACUGUAUUUUAAGUAUAUUAAUCGUCUUCUAUUAUCCAUUAAUCAAAGCCAAAGGUUAUGUUCCUGGGGUGUUACUCUUGUAUAUUCAGAUUUUGCAUAGGAGCUGUCUAGGAAAACCCCUAAAGAUUUUGAACCAAGGCAGUACUUUACUGUUUAACCUUUAUCUAGUUCUCUAGUCAAAUCCUUACUAGUUUA